AUGCAUAUGUUGUUAAAUAGUACUUAUUUAGGAAGCAAAAGAGCUUGCCUACACAUGUUAUUUGUAUUAUCAUUUGGUGUAACAUUCUUUUAUACGUACUUUAAGCUGCAAGAGGUUAGAAGAAAUGGUAACGAUUUUAUAUAUGUGAAGCAGAAAGAUAAAAGGUACAUAUUACAAUGGGAGCUGAAACGUCAUUCGCCCUUUGAAUCUAUGGCGGUGGGUAAUUUGGCGUUUGUCAAAAAUAAAUGCGCGUAUACAAAUUGUUACGUAACAAAUGACACCAGUUUUCUUGACGAAAGUGAAUUUGAUGCGAUCGUCUUUAACGGACGGGAAGUUCAAGAUCUUCGUUAUAAUCAACUGCCAAAACGGCGGUCACCAAAGCAAAAAUAUAUAUUUGGCGCUAUGGAAUCUGCUGAUAUCUAUCCUGUAUGCGACAAGAUAUUUGAUGGAUUUUUCAAUUGGACUUGGACGUACAAAAUAGAUUCUGAUUUCCGAUGGGGAUACAUCACGAUUUACGAUUUAGAUGGUAAUGUUGUCGGACCGGCUGUCAGCAUAGAGUGGCCACGAGAAUUGGAGCCUGUCGGGGAAGAUAUUAUAAAUAAAGUGUCAAAUAAAUCUAAAGCUGCAGCUUGGUUCGUAUCGAAUUGUUUUACUAAAAGCGGAAGGGAGAAAUUUGUAGAGAAAGUUCAAAAAGAAUUAGAAACAUACGGGUGGAAAGUGGACAUAUACGGAAAUUGUGGCCCAUUAGACUGCCCUAGAUCAAUAUCGCAUACUUGUUAUAAUCUCAUCGAAAAGGACUAUUACUUUUACUUUGCUUUCGAGAAUUCAUUUUCCGAGGAUUAUGUGACGGAAAAACUUAUGAUUCCCUUAAAUUAUUAUUCUGUGCCAGUCGUUUAUGGUUUUGCAAACUAUUCCAGAUUUCUGCCACCCGGAAGCUACCUAGACGCAAAGAAGUUAGGACCAAAGAAACUAGCGCAUCUAAUGAACGAAAUAAUCAGCAACAAGAGUUUAUACCACGAUUUUUUCCGUUGGAAAAAUCAUUUUAAAUAUAAGCUAACUUCAUUCAACGAAGAUAUUUGUAAGUUGUGUGAAAUGAUAAAUAAUGAAGAGAAUAUGGCGGAAGUGACUGUUUGGAAUGACUUUAGAAGAUGGUGGAAUGGCGCUAGACGUGCUAGAAUAAUCAUGUUCGUAGCAAUAGUAUUUGGUAUUUCUUUAUAUUAUACAUACAACUAUGACAGGAAGCAGAGAGACAAGUUAAUAUUAAAAUGGGAGUUGAAUCCAUGCUCACCAUUUGAAUUUUUGGAAGUAGGCAACUUGGCGUUUCUUAAAAAUAAGUGCGAAUAUAAAAACUGCUUUGUAACAAAGUACAGGGCGUUCUUCGACGAAAGUAAAUUUGAUGCGAUUAUUUUUAAUGGGAAGGAAGUUUAUAAUUUUCAGUAUAACCAACUACCCAAACGAAGGUCACCAAAGCAAAAAUAUAUAUUUGCCGCUAUGGAAUCUGCUGAUAACUAUCCUGUCUGCAACGAACUAUUUGAUGGAUAUUUCAAUUGGACUUGGACGUACAAAAUAGAUUCUGAUUUCCGAUGGGGAUACAUCACGAUUUACGAUUUAGAUGGUAAUGUUGUCGGACCGGCUGUCAGCAUAGAGUGGCCACGAGAAUUGGAGCCUGUCGGGGAAGAUAUUAUAAAUAGAGUGUCAAAUAAAUCUAAAGCUGCAGCUUGGUUCGUAUCGAAUUGUUUUACUAAAAGCGGAAGGGAAAAAUUUGUAGAAAAGGUUCAAAAAGAAUUAGAAACAUACGGGUGGAAAGUGGACAUAUACGGAAAUUGUGGCCCCUUAGACUGCCCUAAAUCAAUAUCACAUAUUUGUUUCGAUCUUAUUCAAAACGACUAUUACUUCUACUUUUCUUUGGAGAAUUCAUUUUCCGAGGAUUACGUGUCGGAAAAACUUCUGACAGCCUUAAAUUAUUAUACUGUGCCAAUAGUUUAUGGUUCUGCAAACUAUUCCAGAUUUUUGCCACCAGGAAGCUACGUAGAUGGAAGAGAUUUGGGACCAAAGAAACUAGCACAACGAAUGAGCGAAAUAAUAAGCAACAAGAGUUCAUACCACGACUUCUUCCGUUGGAGAAACCAUUAUAAAUAUAAGGAAACUUCAUCCACAGAAGAUAUUUGUAAAUUGUGUGAAAUGAUGAAUAAUGAAGAGAAGAUGGCGGAAGUGACUGUUUGGAAUGAUUUUAGAAGAUGGUGGAAUGGCGCUAGGUACAAAGAGAACUGU
Molecule: messenger RNA, 2271 nt
Organism: Brenthis ino (lesser marbled fritillary)
Lineage: Eukaryota; Metazoa; Arthropoda; Insecta; Lepidoptera; Nymphalidae
Source: the annotation of a GenBank genome assembly